Thalassophryne amazonica is the source of this 6105-nucleotide messenger RNA. RefSeq names its product dynamin binding protein (gene dnmbp). The record is from RefSeq and is a predicted model, not a curated record. Gene Ontology annotation, biological process: intracellular signal transduction. NCBI's taxonomy places the organism in Eukaryota, Metazoa, Chordata, Actinopteri, Batrachoidiformes, Batrachoididae. The coding region runs from base 140 to 5263 and encodes 1707 amino acids. The transcript is spliced from 17 exons. Gene Ontology annotation, cellular component: cytoplasm. Gene Ontology annotation, molecular function: guanyl-nucleotide exchange factor activity; protein binding.
CGAAAAGUGUGUCGAGAAGAAGGAAGAGAAAAAAAACUUCGCCACCACAUCACCAAACGAAGACGUUGGAUAAUCUUGUGUGACUGGAUCUACAUUUCCAGAUGAACGUUGCGUUUAUCCACUGAAAAGGUUAUGAGUAAUGGAAGCAGGAUCAGUAGUGCGUGCCGUGUUUGAGUUUCUACCGAGUGUCUCCGAGGAACUGCCACUCUUCACUGGUGACGUUAUUGAGGUGCUCAACGUUGUGGAUGAGUUCUGGUUGCUUGGUAACAAAGAUGGUGUCACAGGCCAAUUUCCCAGUACAUUUGUGGAGGAGGUUACUAUUCCCAGCACCAAGCCUCAAGACCAACUUUAUGUGUGUAUCAAUGACUUCAGCUCCACAGAGCCGGGAAACCUGUCCCUGAAAAGAGGUGAUGUGGUUGUUGGUGAUAAAGGAGGUUCCAUUGACCUUGGAGAAACUUGGCAACAUGGCUGCAAUGCUUUGGGUUCCCGUGGUUUCUUUCCUACAUCAUGCGUGAAGGAGUUGCAGCUGUCAUGCCGCUCCAGGCAGCUAUCAGAACGCUCAGCCCAGGCCCAAGCAUUGGAGCUCCCACCUUACGCACUAGGCCAGGCCCGGGCCAUUAUGAGCCUCCAUGCACAGCUCAGUGAGGAGCUUGACUUUCGUGAGGGAGACCUGAUCAUCAUCACAGACCUGCCUGAGCCAGGCUGGUUCCAGGGGGAGAUUGAAGGGCGCAGAGGGGUCUUCCCAGAAGGUUUUGUGGAGCUCCUCGGCCCCCUUCGAUCGCCACAAGAGCCAGUGAACUGCCAGUAUUUUCCGAGUGACUCUAAAGUAUUGAGCAGCAGGGACCAUUCUGAUGUGGGAGAGGGGACUGAGGAGGAGAGUAUAGAUGAAGGGGAGGUUUUUGUGAAAGAGACAGACAAGCACACAGAGAAUGAAGUGGUAGUCGGACAUGCCGAAGAGGAGGAGGAGGGCCAUAUGUAUGGAGUAGCACUUUAUGAGUUUCGAGCAAUCGAACCUGGUGAGUUAAACUUUGAUGUGGGAGACCACAUACGUAUUUUGAGCACUUUGGAAGAUGGUUGGUUGGAGGGGCAGCUUAAAGGACAGCGUGGAAUUUUUCCUCAUCGCUUUGUCAAAUUAGACAGUGACCAAAAAAUUACAGAAGUAUUAAAUGUGGAACCCGAGAAAGAGAGUCAUGAGAACAAGGAUCCUACAGAAUACGGCUCAGGUCAUUUGUGUCCAAAUGGGUCAGCAAAAGAUUUGGAAUGGAGACUGUAUGAGGAUCACACUGUGUGGGACCUGGACUACUUUGAGAGGACUGAGGAGCAAACGGAAAAGAUGAAUAAAAGCACUGGACCCCAGCCACACAACAGAGGACAAAGAGAAGGGAGUGGCAGACCUGAAUCUCACGCACAUAGACCUGUCAACUCACUACGUAGAGCCCCUAACAGACCAAAAUCCAUUCCUCCAGCAAGGCCCAGGCUCCCACCUCGGCUAGGCGUGCCUGCACAAAGCCACAACACCAAUGCUGGCUCAUCGUCACACAUUGUUAAAGGUAAUUAUACGAAUGGGAACCCACGAACUCUGCAGCCCAAACUAACUCAUAGUCUGACCCUUCCUAGCACUCAACUUGGUUGGUCUAAAGCGAGUAGAUACUACCAGAGGACACCAUCGGAUGCUGCCACUACCAAUAACAGAAGUGCCACUCUUGGAAAGGCAUCAGCUAACUCUGUGGAAGUCCAUAAGCAAAAGAAGCUAACUCGCCAUGCAAGUAUUAGUGAUUCUGAUCUGAUAACAGGACGUGCUGAGUCACAGGCACAUUCCCAGCAGACACCGCGUCGCUCCAGUAGCGCAAUGGCAACAUCAAUUACCUUGGAUGCUCUGGCCACCUCAGGCAAAGACCUGGAGGCCAAGCUUUGUCAGCAACUUUUUGAAUUUGAGAAAAGCUUAACCAAUUCCUAUGGUGACACUAACAUUGGUUCUUUUGCUACUCAGAAUGUAUCUGCUGAAGAUGACCUAAGCCACUAUUCUGACAUUUCGCGGCACUUUUCCAUUCUUGACUAUCACAAUGAAAAUGACAUAAUUCGAGGCUCCCCACAUUCUCCUAUGUCCCAUCUCUUGCAAUCUAACUCUGCCUCUUCAUCAUUAGAGAGGCGUAGGACCCUGCGCCCUCCACCUCCACGUCCUAGAGUCAUUCAUCAUCCAGCUCCACCGGCAUUAAAACCAGCCCGUCCUCCACCCCGUCCACCUCCCCGUUGCCCAGUACGAUAUUCUGCUCCUCCACCUAAAAACUCUCUUACUAACAGCCCUGUCUUUUACACCCCUGAUGAACCAACUAUAAACCUUCCUGACCAAACAACAGAAGAACAGGCUGAGUUUGUUGACCUUGGAGGAUCUCAGGACCAUAAAAUCCACGACAAACUGGAAGUAGAAAAAGAACUCGAUGAGGAGAUAGAGUUUGAAAGCGAGAAAGAAAGGGAACGGGAUGAGACUUACCAGCUGUUUCUUCGGCUGCAAGAGGUGGAAAAUGACAUGGAAGCAUACUCGCACACAGUAGAAGAACUCAGAACCAUGUUAGAGGAGGAAGAGGAUGAAACAGCCCGCAUGCAGGCUAUAGAGAAUUUGGAGUUCUGCAAUUACAACUUGGAGAUGCUUGCUCUGGAGCAACAUCAGCUACAAGAAAUGACUCUCCUAGCAUCCCAACCCAAAUCCUCUGAUUCCACCUCAGUCUCAGACACAACCCCUGGCACGGAGACAGAGGAUCCUGAGCUGAGGAUGCUAGAGAAGAGGUCAAAGGUCAUCGAGGAGCUGCUGCAGACGGAGAAAGACUACAUCAAAGAUCUGCAGAUGUGCGUCAAGGAGAUCAUCCAGCCGCUGCAGCACAAACAGGUGCAGAAUGUGGAUUUUGAUGGACUCUUCGGCAACAUCAACUCUGUGAUUGAUCUGUCACAGCGCCUGUUCAAAAGUCUCCAGGACACAGACUCUAUUGGAAAAGUGUUUUUAGGCUUCAAAGGCGAGCUGGAGGAGGUCUACAAGAUCUACUGCCAGAACCAUGACGAUGCCAUUUCUCUACUGGAGAGCUACGAGAAAGACGAAAACAUCCAGUCCCAUGUGCUGGAAUGUCUGGAGAGACUGAGGGCUAUGUACCGAGAGUGGGGAAAAACCAAUUACAUCAACCUUGGCUCCUUCUUGAUCAAGCCGGUGCAGCGGGUGAUGCGUUAUCCACUACUGCUGAUGGAACUUCUAGGGGCCACGCCGGAAAACCAUCAUGACCGGCUGCACCUGACUGAAGCUCUGCAGGCCAUCAAGGAGAUCAACGUGAACAUCAACGAAUACAAGCGAAGGAAGGACCUUGUGAUGAAGUACAGGAAGGGCGACGAGGACACCUUCAUCGACAAGAUUUCUAAGCUGAGCAUGCACUCCAUCAUCAAAAAAUCUAACCGAGUCAGCAGCCACCUCAAGCACCUCACAGGAAUUUCACCUCAGAUUAAAGAUGAGGUGUUUGAUGAAGCUGAAAAGAAGUUUAGGCUGCAGGAGAGACUUAUAAAGUCAUUUAUCAGGGACAUUUCCCUGUAUCUUCAACAUAUCAGGGAAUCUGCAUCAGUGAAGGUUCUGGCAGCCAUCAGUUUUGGUGACAUCUACACAGACCGCAGCAUCUUGGAUGCUGAGCAUUUCCAGAGAGCUCAUCGCUGCAUCAGCGACAAACAGUUCACAGAGUUUAAGGAGCGCACAGAGGCGUUAGUCAUCAACCCGCUCACCCAGCUCCUCCUUAUGUUUGCUGGGCCCCACAAACUCAUUCAGAAGCGCUUCGACAAGCUGCUGGACUACGACAAUUGCAAGGAGCGGGCCGAUCGCCUGAAGGACCGCCGUGUGCAGGACGAGCUGCAGGUGGCGCGCAACAACUAUGAGGCGCUCAACGCCCAACUUGUGGAUGAGCUUCCCAAGUUCCACUAUGCUGCAGAGGAGUUGUUCACAGGUUGCGUGAGGGCAUUUGCUCAAGUCCAGAAGGACUUCAUGAAGCGGACGCUGGGCGAGCUAAAGCCCCUCCUGCAAGCUUUUUCUGGGAGAAUCAACACUGAGGGCAAUCUGAUUGCACAGUUUCAAGAAGAAUAUGGUCGAGUUCUCCAACUUCUACAAAGUUUCAGCUUCUGUCCAGAAAACCUGCCACCUCCCACCCCUGCACGAAAAGCCUUCGAUAAGAAACCUCUGGAGAAACAGACAUCGAAAAAACAACUGCAAGGACCUGUGAGUCAACCCAACUGUGUCUUGCAGACAGAAGAGCACCGUACAGGACUUCUGGCACGUUACAGCCCAGACAAACUUUUUCAGGCUGAGAGAAACUUUAAUGCAGCACAGGAUUUGGAUGUUUCUAUACUUGAGGGCGAUAUUGUCGGUGUUAUCAAGCAACAGGACCCCAUGGGGAGCAACAAUCGCUGGUUAAUUGACAAUGGUGUCACCAAGGGCUUUGUGUACAGCUCCUUUCUCAAACCCUACAACCCCCGCAGGAGCCAGUCGGACAUGUCCAUUGAGAGUCAGUCCUCUAAUGAAUCAGGCUACGGUGGCUCCUCUCCCAUUUUUUCCCGCCAAAACAGCAACAGCACAUUGACCUUUAACCAGGAAACAGCUACAGUCAGCUUUUCCACAGCGCAACCCCAAACUCUUUCAUCGCCUCAUCCUUCGCUGGACUCUGCCUCUUCUCGUAGGAGUCACCACAAAGAUGCCCCCAUGAACUCCUCGCCCAGGAAUACCUCAAACCGUAGGGAGUUUACAGAGCAAACGCAUCACAUUUCUCCCGCUGCCAGAAACACUGAGCACUCCUACCAGCAGUCACGCACGCAAAGAGAUCAGCACAAUACCAGUCGAGUAACUCCGAGCUGGCACAAAGAGACGCCAGACCUCUCCGAAACAGACUCUUCACACAGACACAGUUCCUCCCAGCGUUCUGAUAAACACUCAGAUAAAACGCACUCUUCAUACCAGGGGCAACAUGGAGAUGGUAGUGGCCAGAAGAAGUCUGCUUACUCCCGAGAUGAUGAUAUCGAGCAAGAACCGGAAGAGGAGAGCGAAAAAGAUGGCCAUCAGAUAUACUAUGCCCUCUACUCCUUCAGUGCACGUUGCACUAAUGAAUUGAGCAUCUCCGCCAACCAGCAGCUCCGAAUACUGGAGUUCCAGGAUAUGAACGGCAACAGUGAAUGGUGGCUGGGCGAGGUGGGCGGCCGGCGAGGCUACGUGCCUUCCAACUACAUCCGCAAAUCUGAAUAUACUUGAAAGUGUUCCAUCAGGUGGAAGAACACGUGAGACUCCACUUCCUCCUCAGCGGGGUGAACGCUGCGAGCACAGACAGAACAAAUGGACAAAAGCUGGACGCCACGACCUAAAUGUGAUCCAUCGUCAUGGACACUGAUGAGGAUGAACUAAUGCUGCUGACUCCGCCUCUAAGCUUUGGCAUCGUGUAUAUUUAUAGACGUUUUGUAUUAUUUUUACCCUGUGGGAAGCUGCUCACUGUGGUUUCCAGUGAGAAAUGUGUGAAUUGCAUUAUUUCACAAUAAUCAUGUCUGAUGAAAGUAAGUAGUAAGCGUCUUAAAGCUCAGACCGGAUUGAGACGGACAAACAGUGUGGUAUUGGUGUUUCCUGCAGUCGGUGUAUUACACCACUAGAAUAAACUGCUUUAAUAUUAGCUGCAGUUACACAACACUGUUCAGAGGGUGGAGCACUUAGAGAGAGAUGAGAUUGAAGUGCCUUUGAAGUUAUCAGCGACCUUUGAGUUUGGAAUGUUGUAUGAAAAUGCCUGAAUUCAAACUGAGAACAAAUCAAAGUGAGAUACAAAACUUUACAGUUUGCAGUUUAAAAACUUGCCCAUUGACAGCAACUUGUACCUUUUAUCCUUCCUUUUUUUGUUUUUUUGUUUUUUUUAAUAGGCUGUACACAAACAGUUGCCCUUUCACCUCGAAGAGGAGGUAAAAAAGCAGAGGCAGCUUGUGAUUGGAUCAUUCUGCACACUCCCCGUGUAUAUGGUGUAUAAAGUGCUUUAUAUUGAGAAUAUGUUGUUGCAUCCACUGUAAAGUGAUCACUGUUUGAAUAAAAAAAUACAGCUCAGCUGACAAAUCACA